Thamnophis sirtalis is the source of this 563-nucleotide messenger RNA. The record is from RefSeq and is a predicted model, not a curated record. NCBI's taxonomy places the organism in Eukaryota, Metazoa, Chordata, Lepidosauria, Squamata, Natricidae.
AUGUAUCACUUUGGCACCAAAUGUUCUAAUUCACCUACAAUAUUGUCUGGAGCAUCCAAUUUUGGUGAGAAAUUCUCCCGGGUCAAAUUCUCCCCAUCGUUGACUCUCUUUGGGGGGAAACCUAUGGAGGGCUGGAUCGCAGUAACCAUCAGCGGGCUGGUCACCGUCUCACUGCUGAAGCCCAACGGACAAGUGCUGACCUCCACGGAGAGCCUUUGCCGCCUGCGCUGCCGAGUGGCCUUGGCUGAUAUUGCUUUCACCGGUGGAGGCAACAUUGUGGUGGCCACGUCAGAUGGGAGCAGUGCCUCUCCAGUCCAGUUCUACAAAGUCUGCGUCAGUGUGGUGAACGAGAAGUGUAAGAUUGACACCGAGAUCCUCCCCUCCUUGUUCAUGCGCUGCACCACUGACCCAGCUCGGAAAGACAAAUAUCCUGCAAUCACCCACUUGAAAUUUCUAGCUCGGGACAUGUCUGAACAGGUGAGUUCUUUGGGGUUUCCUUCUCCAGUCCUAGCUGCCUCUUCCUUCUAGCUACUUGGCCAUAUCUAGAUUAGUCAGUUGAAGAC